UUACGAAGAAUAAAAAGAAGAAGACGCAGAAGAAGACGAAGAAGAAGACAUAAUAAUAGUUUGGAAGUUCAGAAGUUUGUCAACGGAGAAACGAUACUUCUCAAAUAGCACAGCAUGAGCGAAAUAAAAGAAGUCAGUUUCGAUCCAAAAGAGCACCAGCACCUGCGCUACAACCCCCUGCGACAUACCUGGGUCCUUGUGUCUGCUCACCGCAUGAAAAGACCCUGGGCAGGCCAGAUUGAGAAAUCUUCUGAGAAACACAUACUCAGAUACGACUCUAACAACCCCCUCUGCCCCACGAAUACACGAGCAAGUGGGGAGGUAAAUCCAGACUAUGACAGCACUUUUAUAUUUGAAAAUGACUUCCCUGCUCUUCAGCCAGAUGCUCCAGAUCCUGAUUUUGAUCAGGAUCCAUUGUUCCAGUGUAAACCAGCCAGGGGUGUCUGUAAGGUCAUGUGUUUCCAUCCAUGGUCUGACAUUACCCUUCCUCUCAUGAAAACGCAUGAGGUUGUCAAGGUGAUUGACAAGUGGGCUCAGCUUGUAGAAGAGCUAGGCAGCUUGUACCCUUGGGUUCAGAUCUUUGAGAACAAAGGAGCUAUGAUGGGUUGUUCAAAUCCACAUCCUCACUGUCAGGUGUGGGCCAGCAACUUCCUGCCAAAUGAGCCAGCUCUUUCAGAUCGCUGUCAGAGAGCUUACUAUCAGAAACACGGAAAGCCACUUUUGUUGCAAUAUGCAACACAGGAGGCUGAGAAAAAGGAGCGGUUAGUGGUGGAGAAUUCUGAUUGGCUGGCAGUAGUACCAUACUGGGCAACAUGGCCCUACCAGACACUGUUAUUACCACGACGCCAUGUCCUGAGAAUAAAUGAACUGACAAAAGGGGAGAGAGAGGGUCUGGCUGACAUAAUGAAGAAACUGCUGACCAAAUAUGAUAACCUGUUUGAUAUGGCUUUCCCCUACUCCAUGGGCUGGCAUGGAGCCCCCACUGGAACCUAUCUAUCAGAGGACAAUACUCACUGGCAGCUGCAUGCUCACUAUUACCCUCCUCUGUUGCGCUCAGCAACAGUAAAGAAGUUUAUGGUGGGUUAUGAGAUGCUUGCCCAGGAGCAAAGGGACCUCACUCCCGAACAGGCUGCUGAGAAUCUGAGAAACCUCCCUGAAGUACACUAUAAAACCAGGGAGAACGAGGAAAAAGGAGGAGGAAAGGAGAGCUAAGAUGGGGAAGAUGGGGAAAAGUAAAGUGAAACAAUCUGUUGAGGAAAAAAUACAGCUUUAUUGAAACUGCAGUAUACUUUUUAAAAUAAGUUUAAAGUUGAUCUUUAUCUUAUUGAGGUAAAUCUAAGUUAAUUGGACAAUUUUAAAUUUUUCCUGUAAUAUCCAUAACCUGUGCAACAUGUUAAAGUCCCAUGGUAAUACUGGUCUAAUACUGGACUUUGAGACACAACCUCUAUUGACAUUACUUUUGUUUUUUGUUUUUGUCUUAGCUAAACUUAGUUAAUAAACCCUAAAAUUUUGUCUGCCACAAACACAAUGUUUCUUCAUUUAAAGAAAUGAUUUCACAUGGGAAAUAGUUAUUUAAUCAGUUAAUUGUUUAUCAGCUGUCAUCUUCAUGUCUAAGAAGUAAUUCUUAACUGUACAAAAUGCAUAACCUGAUGUCUUGUCUCCUGUUCAACAUAAAUCACAACCAAGUUAUA
Notolabrus celidotus (New Zealand spotty) is the source of this 1691-nucleotide messenger RNA. It is a transcript of the gene galt, whose product is annotated as galactose-1-phosphate uridylyltransferase. Gene Ontology annotation, cellular component: cytoplasm. Gene Ontology annotation, molecular function: UDP-glucose:hexose-1-phosphate uridylyltransferase activity; zinc ion binding. Bases 115 to 1212 code for a protein of 365 amino acids. Gene Ontology annotation, biological process: beta-D-galactose catabolic process via UDP-galactose, Leloir pathway. The record is from RefSeq and is a predicted model, not a curated record. NCBI's taxonomy places the organism in Eukaryota, Metazoa, Chordata, Actinopteri, Labriformes, Labridae. The transcript is spliced from 11 exons.